This is a messenger RNA of Danio aesculapii, 745 nucleotides long. RefSeq names its product liver-expressed antimicrobial peptide 2. Gene Ontology annotation, biological process: antimicrobial humoral immune response mediated by antimicrobial peptide; defense response to bacterium. NCBI's taxonomy places the organism in Eukaryota, Metazoa, Chordata, Actinopteri, Cypriniformes, Danionidae. The transcript is spliced from 3 exons. The coding region runs from base 105 to 347 and encodes 80 amino acids. The record is from RefSeq and is a predicted model, not a curated record.
CGGUCGGUCUGCAGACGUGGACUGAUCUGUGAUAGUGUUAUCAGCUGUUCAGCGUCCACAUAUAAACACAGCAGAUCUGAUCACGGUCUCACUGAAGCCUGAAGAUGACGAGCGUGAAUCAGCAUCUGCUCCUGCUCACACUGCUGCUGACACUCACUCUACAGGUCCAGUCGGUCCCUGUAGACUCAGACUGGGCAUCUGGACUGAUCCAUCGGGCCAAACGCUCUUUACUGUGGCGAUGGAACACACUGAAGCCUGUGGGUUCUCCAUGCAGAGAUCAUUACGAGUGUGGAACCAACUACUGCAGGAAACAGACGUGCUCGUUCAACAGAGCUCAGCAGGCCUGACGGGAGAAACCGUUAUUUCUGGCGCCAAAUUCAAAUAAAUACCAAUGUAAUGACUGAAAUAUGAUCCAUCCGUCGAUUCUCAGACAUCAGGAUCUACAUUAAUCAACCAAAACAUAAUAAAACUUGAUAAAAGACAUCAACUAUUUAAAAACUGUACACAGGUGAAUGCAAGGAAAUGGUCAUAAACUCCAAAAUAUGGAAAUAUGAAAUGGAAUAAGACAGCUUCGCCUCUUCAGGAACACAUAGGCUACAAGAACUCCAGUUGCAUCAUCCAUUAUCAAAAUUGUUUUAGUUGUACAGAUCUUGAUAAGAUGUCAAAAAUUAACUUUGCAUUCUGAUUCAGAUUCAUUGAGGCCAAGAUAUUUGAUAUGAUAAAAAUACAAACAUGCAUGGCAAAA